AUGGUAGCCAAACCACCUGACCCCGAGACGCCAACUAUGAUCAAGCUUCGACUUGCCCUCCAUCACCGACGAUUCCUUUUCGAGAAGCGGAAACACGUCCGCGUCCUGAAACGUCGAAACGUCUAUCCUUCCUGGUUCAAGGUUGCAUUGGAAGUGGAGGCUGGGUCAAUUGAGCCUAAAUUCCUCGUGCUCGGAUCUCGCCUGCCGCAUAAGCCUUCUUCUUCUUCGUUCCCGAUCCCUUCCCCCGCAAAAUGCGACCAAGACCUCAACAACACCACGAUGCUCCGAGCUAGCUGCGUGUUGACCGGACACAAGAUGGCCGCAAUUCAGGGUGGCUACGAUCGCCGAAUCUGGGGAAAUGGGCCACUGACGCGUGGUCACGUACUUGUCAAUUUAUCCAAUGCCGGUUCAAAAGACAAAUGCAACCCAAGCAUCCCCAGAUUGACAGGACCCCAAGCAAUGCCAACAUGCAUGAACUUUGGACAGGGCUAG
Molecule: messenger RNA, 492 nt
Organism: Sordaria macrospora k-hell
Lineage: Eukaryota; Fungi; Ascomycota; Sordariomycetes; Sordariales; Sordariaceae
Source: RefSeq, a predicted model, not a curated record